Molecule: messenger RNA, 1124 nt
Organism: Penaeus monodon (black tiger shrimp)
Lineage: Eukaryota; Metazoa; Arthropoda; Malacostraca; Decapoda; Penaeidae
Exons: 4
Coding region: 48-1016 (322 amino acids)
Source: RefSeq, a predicted model, not a curated record
UCUACCUUUAGUUUUUCCCAGGAUCUUGUCGAUUCAAGCGCGUCUCGAUGAAAACGCUUGCAUUUUAUCCAUCUUUUGCAACAUGGCUGCUGUGUUCAACGGUUCUGGUGACGUCACAGCUAAAUCCAGAUGCCGCUAGCACUCCAGCGGGAUCAGCAGGUUGCACCUCGACGGAAGGAGAAGAAGGCAAGAUUCUAGACUGUUCUUCCGCCACUGACGUCGCCCAAAUCAAGAACUUUGUCGAAAAACUGACCGACGAAAAUGACCUCGCCUUCGACAGGUUCAAAAUGGUCGAGAACGCUCACGUCGACCACCUUCCUGCCGGUGUUCUGGGGGAGCUUCGAGUCCGCAUCAUUGAAGUGGUGUCGUGUCCUUCGCUAGCAGAGGUUGACGGCGACUUCCUCGGGGCUUCGAACGACACGGUCUUCGUGAUAUUCCUCGGCUACAACGCCCUCACUCGAAUCCCCGCGUUGAAGGCGGAAGGACUCUUCGCUCUCGACCUGUUUGGGAAUCCUCUGGAGAAGGUCGCGAGGGAAGACUUUCAAGGGGUUGGGAAUUUGCAGAGUCUGAUCCUUCCCCCCGUGCCCGUCGAAAUCCUGGCCUUCCAUUCCCUAAAAUCCCUAAGGACCCUCACUGUGCCCUUCCUCGCGGCGUCCUUGGACACAGUGUCUCCAGGCAGCUUCUCCUUCGAUUCGAUGCAUCUCCAGGAAGUCUUUUUCCCGGGGAGUGACUUUCGGUACUUGCUUCCGGGAGUGUUUGAAGGUUUCAUCCCCGGCUCCAAACUGGUAAUGGAAAGUUACAACCUCACUUCCCCGUCUGUUCUCUUCAACCUACUUAGUCGGGGAGCACGCCUGGAAUUCACAGGCAGCAUCACCUGCGGAUGUCACCAAGCCUGGAUCCGCCUCUCUCCUCUCCUGAUCCAGACCUCCAUACGCUGCGUCACUGAAGGAGGCCCAACGCUCCUUCAGGACAUGGCUGAGAGCGAAUUCACUUCGUGUUAUGUGGAUUCGUUAUAAGCUUCGUUUUUAAGGAAGAUUUUAUGGACAGACUGUUGGAAUUGUGUUUUCUGGGCUUUUUUUUUUUUUCUUUUGAGUUGUGAAAUCUAAGUAAAUAUGAUGACGUAA